This is a messenger RNA of Symbiodinium necroappetens, 1923 nucleotides long. Lineage: Eukaryota; Dinophyceae; Suessiales; Symbiodiniaceae. The record is from the annotation of a GenBank genome assembly.
AUGCUCUUCGGACUGACGCAGGACGGCAAGGUCUUUUUUCGGCCCGACGAGAAAGACACGGCCUUUGUACAGCUGCGUGGGGAGCCCUGCGGCGGCGUUUGGGGGCAGCCGAUCGAUGUAGAUGCUUCGUCUCGUGCAAUCUGGGUGGUAUGCGAGAAGGAGUACAUGACAUCGAAGGGGACACAGACGGAGCACUUCCUGUUUGCCAAGUGGGGCUGGUCGACCACCAACAACCACGUAUGGUGGCACAUGAUGCGAGGCGGCAACGUUGUGCAGUUGGACGCCGACGACGACGCUAUGUGGGGCUUGGACAACGACGGUUACAUCCUCUGGAGACCAGCAGGUGACGUGGGCAAGCACAGCCGUUGGUUGCGUGUCGAUGGUCCACCUGACAUUGCUUUCAAGCUGAUCGCCGCAGACAACAACGAGGGAGGAACCUGGCUUUGGUGCAUCGACAUGGAAGACCGCGUCUGGCGAAGGUCGCCGGGAGACUACCACCUCACGAACACGCACGGCAAGUGGACUCAUUAUGACAAUGAAGGCAGAGAGUUCUGGGAGAAGCCGCACGGGUCCGUUUUGAAAGAUCUGAAGGCGAAUCAAGGUUGGGCCAUGGCUGUCGAUGACAAUGGGAACCUCCUGAAGCGGAGUAUCGAUGGAAGCUGCUGCGACGAUGGAGAGAACCCGAACAUUUCCCACAUCCGCUGCUGGUGCAUGGAGCCUUUAGCCCCGAGGCUGUCUGCAGUGACCGACAACGGCGACCAUGGUCUCGGCUUCUACUUUCCUUCCUUGCAGCAUAAGCAAGACAACGGAUGGUGGGCAGCCACGGCGAACCGGUGGCUCGAGCUUCUGACCAGUAGAGACGAUGGCCACAACGCGGAUAGUCCACACGAAGCCUCUCAGUAUUUCUCUUACCACUGCAAGCCGCAGGAAGUCGACCACUGUGCCGGCCUUGACGAGAGCAUCACGGACUUCCUCCAGGGCUGGAAGAAGGUCUCGCGCGAGCCAUGGCGGAACUGGGAUUGGGCCAAACUGAAGGAUGAGUAUGGCCACUGCAGCGGAUCGAGCACGGUAUGUCAAAGGCCACUCAAGCACUACGGAGCGUUCCGCGAGCGCUUCAUGCAGAAUCUUUUCUGCUGCUCGCGGCAUCUUCAAACGAUGGACGAUGUCGGCUGCGACUCGCCGAUUUGCAAAGCCUACGACAUGACCUGUCCGGGAUCUAGGCUGCUCACCUCUGACUUGGAUUGCACGGUCUACCACUCCAGGGACCCGGGCACUUUGAUUCAGAACAUGAGCCUCCUUGCUGCAGAACGCUUGGCGAAACAUGUCGGGGAGGAUCGGCCGGAUCUCUCCGUGCUUUUCGACGUCUCCUUGUACGGAACUUGGACCUGGAUCCCGGACGAAGUCUUUAGCCGCUUUGAUUGGCCCGCCUCCUCGAAGUCGCUCUUCGAGCGUGUGGAAGGCAAGGAGGGCGCUGCUGUGUGGGUCUUCCGACGGAAGUGCACGAACUCCGCCCGCCAGGCGAUCAUGGACAAGGUGAAGCGGAUGAUUCACGUCGGGGCCGAGGACAUCACGAGCGAAAACCUCGAUGAGCUCACUGUGGCUUUGCAACGUUUCGUCGGAAACCUUGCCGAAGGCAGCUACGGCUACGGGCGUUACAUGCGUGAUUGGGAUCGGCUCUACCAGGAUUUCCGUGCGGUGUCCAGCGUUCAGCGGGAGGGAUACCUCACCUAUGCAGCUACCCUGGAGGUGGUGGGACGGCAGCAGGUCGGUCUGCCCACUACCUUCGCAGAGGACUACCAGUGCAUGCGGCAGGUUAGUUUUCUCGAGCAGCUGGCUUUUAUCGCCCAGCACAUUCAGGUGGACGUCCCCGACGACAUCUGCGAAAGUACCUUCGACAAGGACAUCACCCGCAUGUUGCCACUU